Dimorphilus gyrociliatus is the source of this 1237-nucleotide messenger RNA. The record is from the annotation of a GenBank genome assembly. NCBI's taxonomy places the organism in Eukaryota, Metazoa, Annelida, Polychaeta, Dinophilidae.
GAUGAUAGUGAUUUUCCUAGCAAAUUUCAUCAUUUUUGUCAAGAGUUAUCCACUUAUCCCAGGUUUUGUUGGGAAUGAGUGGGAAGUAGACGGAGAAGUGAAAAUCGGAGUACUUUAUUCAGUUCAUUCCGAUCAUUCUUCAGGAAAUGAAGCAUUAUCUUGUCAAGGUAAAGUAAGUCCUUCCGGUGUUCUUGCGGCCGAACUAGCAGAGUUAAGAAUAAAGAAUAUCAAUAAGGAUCCAAAUUUCUUGCCAAAUGUCACAUUGGGAUUACUUUACCUCGAUACUUGUGGAGGAGUCAACGGAGCCGUAGCCAGAUUAAAUCAUUUUAUGUCGGAUAAAUGUCCAACUAGAACAACCGAAAAAAAAGUUGUGGGAAUAGUAGGACCAUUUUCUUCUGCUCAAUCUAUUCCGGCAGCAGCUUUAGCAUCUCAAUUUAAAAUUCCUCUUCUGGCUACAUUUGCAACAUCGGAUGAAUUAUCAGAUAAAGCUCGCUUUGAAUAUUUUUCUCGUCUUGCACCACCAGAUUCGUUCAUAACUCAAGCAAUGGUAAGCGUUAUGGUUCGUUUCAAGUGGAGUUACAUUCAACUUCUCUACUCGGAAGGCUCUUACGGAGAAAUUGCUGCCAAGAGCAUUGAGAAAAUCGCCAGAGCAAAUGGUAUUUGUAUCGGAAAUUCUGUUCGAUUAAGUUCUGAUUAUUCUGAAAAUUAUAUAACAAUUGCCGAGAAGAUUUUGGAGAAUAGAAAUGCGAAAGUAGUCGUCCUUAUAAUGUCUCAUAAAUUUAGAGAAGAUCUCUUUACAGCAUUAUAUCAAGUUGGAAGCAAAAAAAGUGAUUUUAUCUUUUUUUCUGCCGACUCAUACAGGCGAUUUCCAGGAUUUGAACAAAUUCAACAUGGAACUUUGCAUUUCUUUUAUAAAGUUGGUAGAGAUACAAGCUUUGAAGAUUUAAUAAAAACUAAACAACGAUCAGAAUCUGAUCAUGCAUGGAUAAAAUCUUUGUGGGAAGAAGCAGGCAAAUGUAAUUUCUCUACCACUUGUUCGAAGUAUAAGUCAUUGGGAGAUAUUAAUAGUCUUACUAGCAGAGACUUCAAAUUUUCUCUCAAGGUUGGAGAUGGUGUCGAGGUAUACGCAAGAGCUUUGCAUAGUCUCAUCUCGGAGAACUGCCCCGAAGCCUUUCUGAACAAGAGUCUAUCAAAGGUUGUUAAUCAUAUUUUUUGGACAAGUUUCGAUCUGGUUUAA